GGGUCAGUCACAGUGAAGAAAUGCCGGGCUCUGCCCAGGAAAGUGCCUUGGUCCCAGCGAGGCUCCUGGAUGUUGAUGCCUAAGGGUAAUUCACCCAUUUUCUACAGGACAGAGAGGAGGCGCGGAAGAGAGGUGGCCGGCCUGGCCUGCAGAGGGUGCGGUUCUGGGCUCGCCAGGACUGAACCGCUAGCGGAACCCCGCAAGUCCAAAUCCAAGAAGUCCUAAUUCGCCGGAUGGGGUGGGGCUUCGGCAUUCGAAUUGGAAUAGGAAUUGGAGCUUCCCCAACCCUGGUAACUAAGCACCGUCCAGGGCGCAGGAGGAAGGUGUUGGAAAGUGGUGAGUGGCGGUUCUCCUGGCCAACGGGAGCGCUGCACAGCGCGGGCCUGCCCCCACCCUUCGGCCGAGGGUCGCGGUCCAGAGCCGGGGCCACUGCAGUCGCUCGCGCCCGCGAGCGGGCGGGCGGGCGAGGCCGGCGGCGGCCGCGCGUACAAGAAGGUGCGGAGGCCCAGCCCGUGAACUAGGGUAGAGCUGAGGAGUCAGGAGGACUGAUCCAGGAGCGCGGUGCUAUAUCAGCACGGACCCCUGAGCAACAACGGAAGCGGGAAACCGGGCUCCGCUCACUGGGACGGACCCCAGCCCUGCAGAGGAAGCUCAUGGAGCUCAGAGCAUUCGGGGCCCCUCCUGCGGAAGGCUAGCGGGUUCCUCCCCGACCCCAGGGCGCCGCCCCAGCCUAGCCACCAUGGCGCACGGGUUCACAGUGGGCUUCGAGCCCCUAGGCCUCGGAGACCUCAGCUCCAAUUCCCUGAGUUCCCUGUCCUCCCGGGGCCACCUGGGCAGCGACGCGGGCUCCGCAACGCGAUACCUGCUGAGGAAGCAGCAACGGCUGCUGAACGGGCCCCUGCGCGGAAUUCGAGCCUCCUCGCCCAUGGGCCGCGUCAUCCUCAUCAACUCCCCCAUUGAAGCCAACAGUGAUGAGAGUGACAUCAUCCAUGCUGUGCAUGUGGAGAAGAGCCCAGCAGGGAGGCUGGGCUUCAGCGUGCGGGGUGGCUCUGAGCACGGCCUGGGCAUCUUUGUCAGCAAGGUGGAGGAAGGGAGCAGUGCAGAGCGGGCUGGCCUGUGCGUUGGGGACAAGAUCACGGAAGUGAAUGGACUGAGCCUGGAGAGCACCACCAUGGGCAGCGCCGUGAAGGUGCUGACGGGCAGCAGCCGCCUGCACAUGAUGGUGAGACGCAUGGGCCGGGUGCCAGGCAUCAAGUUCUCCAAGGAGAAGACUACGUGGGUGGAUGUGGUGAACCGACGGCUGGUGGUGGAGAAGUGCAGCUCCACGCCAUCCUACAGCAGCUCUGAGGACGGGGCACGGCGCAUUGUGCACCUCUAUACCACCUCUGACGACUUCUGCCUGGGCUUCAACAUCCGAGGCGGCAAGGAGUUUGGCCUGGGCAUCUACGUGUCCAAAGUGGACCAUGGUGGGCUGGCUGAGGAGAAUGGCAUCAAAGUGGGGGACCAGGUCCUGGCAGCCAACGGAGUCCGCUUCGAUGACAUCAGCCACAGCCAGGCCGUGGAGGUGCUGAAGGGCCAAACCCACAUCAUGUUGACCAUUAAGGAGACUGGCCGGUAUCCUGCCUACAAGGAGAUGGUCUCUGAAUACUGCUGGCUGGACCGUUUGAGCAACGGUGUGCUGCAGCAGCUGUCUCCCGCCUCCGAAAGCAGCUCCAGCGUGUCCUCAUAUGCCUCCAGCGCCCCCUACAGCUCGGCCGAGGGCUCGCUGCCCUCCGACCGCAUGGAUGUCUGCCUGGGGGCGGAGGAGCCAGGUGGCCGGGGCCCGGGCUGGGGGAGAGCGGACACCGCCAUGCAGACCGAGCCAGACCCAGGGGGGCGCAUGGAGACCUGGUGCAGCGUGCGGCCCACUGUCAUCCUCAGGGACACGGCCAUCCGCUCUGAUGGCCCCGCGCCCGCCCGCCGCCUGGACUCUGCACUCUCAGAGUCCCCCAAGACGGCGCUGCUACUGGCCCUCAGCCGACCCCGGCCUCCCAUCACACGCUCCCAGAGCCACCUGACCUUGUGGGAGGAGAAGAAGCAGCGGAAGAAGGAGAAGUCGGGGUCCUCUGGGGAGAAGGGGGCCCUGCAGCGCUCCAAGACGUUGAUGAAUCUCUUCUUCAAGGGAGGGCGACAGGGGAGGCUGGCUGGGGAUGGUCUCAGAGAGGCCUGGACACUGGACAGCAGGAGCCCCACCAAGCCCCGUCCUCGCCUGGACAUGGAGAAAGCAGGGGGCGUUGGACCAGUGCAGAAGUUCGUCACCUGGAGACUGAAACGUGACCGUGAGCGGGGCCAGGUGCUGCUCUCUGCCAGGUCUGGAAGCCCCUCCAGCCAGCUGCCCAACCUAGAUGAGCAAGUGCAGGCCUGGGAGAGCCGGCGGCCCCUCAUUCAAGACCUGGCCCGGAGGCUGCUGACUGAUGAUGAGGUGCUGGCUGUCACCCGCCACUGUUCUCGGUAUGUGCAUGAGGGCGGCGUGGAGGACCUGGUGCGCCCCCUGCUGGCCAUUCUGGACAGGCCCACCAAGCUGCUGCUGCUAAGGGACAUCAGGAGUGUGGUGGCUCCCACGGACCUGGGCCGCUUUGACAGCAUGGUGAUGCCUGUGGAGCUGGAGGCUUUUGAAGCCCUCAAGAGUAGAGCAGUACGGCCUCCUGCACUGCGGCCCACACGGCAUGACACUCCACCCAGGCGUCACCUCAUCACCCCUGUGCCUGACAGCCGUGGAGGCUUCUACCUGCUGCCUGUGAAUGGCUUCUCGGAGGAAGAAGGUGAUGGGGAGCUGAGAGAGAGGCUGGAGGACCUCCAGGUCUCCCCAGGUGCCUCUGCCCCCUGCCACCCUCAGAAAGGGAUCCCCCGUCUCCAAGAUGUGCCAGUAGAUGCCUUCACCUCACGCCUGCACACCUGCACGCCACCUCCCCAGCCUCCCCCUGUGGCUCCCCGGCCCCCCAGGCCUAACUGGCUGCUGACAGAAGCCCCGAGCCCGGGGGAGACUCUGCAGAGCCGGAGCCAGGGUCCGGCCCAGAGUCGCAGUCGUAGCCGCAGCUGCAGCCGCAGCUGCAGCUGCAGCCGCAGCCGCAGCCACAGCCACAGCCGGGGCAGAGGCAAGUCCCCCGGGCACCGACGGUCACCAUCCCCAGGUCCCAUCCAUGCCCCCAGCACAGCCAAUGGGCGCUACCACAAGCCUCGGAAGGCCAGGCCCCCUCUGCCGAGACCUCUGGAUGGACAGGCAGCGCAGGCCGGGGGCAGGCCUGGGCCCUGUGAGAAUGGAAUUGGCAGGACCACUGAGGGGGAGGCUGCUGCGGCUCCAAGCGGAGAGCUGAGGACAGUCACUCUGUCCAAGAUGAAGCAGUCCUUGGGCAUCAGCAUUUCUGGGGGCAUUGAGUCCAAGGUGCAGCCCAUGGUGAAGAUAGAGAAGAUCUUCCCUGGGGGGGCUGCCUUCCUCAGUGGGGCCCUGCAGGCUGGCUUUGAACUUGUGGCUGUGGAUGGCGAGAGCCUGGAACAGGUGACCCACCAGCGAGCAGUAGACACCAUUCGCCGGGCUUAUCGGAACAAGGCUCGGGAACCCAUGGAGCUUGUGGUCAGGGUGCCGGGGGCCGCCCUCACUGACCAGCACCUUCCCACUGACCACUUGCCAGCCCGCUGACUCCUUGACUUCUGGCGUCAUUUCAGCUCCUCCCACCAGCUCCCUAUACCUCCCACACAUGCCUGACCAUCCAACUGACACCCAGCUGGGUUCCUCCAGCCCCCACCCUCCCACCCUCCAGACUCCUAGCUCUCCCUGCUGAUUCCAUGCCUUCCACUUCCUGUUUACCUCAUUUUUCUCUAAAGCUGCACUGGCUGCUCAAACAUCCUCCUCCCCUCUCCCCAGCUGUCACUGAGGCUCUGCUUUUCCAGAUAAACUUGGGAGUUCAAGGACAAGGCAUUACUGUCUGGAGCACCCCUGCAUACUUUUCACAAGAAAAUUCCCUUGGAUCACCCCAAGUGCUGAGGUACAAGGACUGUCAGGGCCCCAAGUGGGGCCAGUACAUUCACCCCUCAGCCCCAGGGCAGUGCUCUCUGCACUGGAAUAGGUUAGAUUUCCUAGUUUCUCCAACUUGAGUUGCCGUUUCCACUGUGGUCCACUAGGACCUCAGACUCUCUCCUGGAUUUGUCCUUGUCCUGUCACCCUUCCACUCCCAAGACCUCUAUGAGGAGUAGGGGACUAGCAGCAAGGGAAAAGGGAAAAGGGGUGGGCAGUUGGGGGUGGGGUCAGACAAGUCUGCAUUGUCUUUAUCCACCACACUCAUUUUUUAAGAACAAAAAAAAUUUUAUUUUUUUUCUUUGGGUUUGUACAAGAAAUUUACAGUGUGAAAAAUAUACAAGUGAAAACGCGGCCAUAAAACUGGGUGUGGGGAGAGGGGUCACUUGGUCACAAAUACAAAUAAACAAGUCACUUCUGAGUUUU
This is a messenger RNA of Erinaceus europaeus (western European hedgehog), 4477 nucleotides long. RefSeq names its product PDZ domain containing 7 (gene PDZD7). Lineage: Eukaryota; Metazoa; Chordata; Mammalia; Eulipotyphla; Erinaceidae. The record is from RefSeq and is a predicted model, not a curated record. The transcript is spliced from 18 exons. Gene Ontology annotation, biological process: auditory receptor cell stereocilium organization; sensory perception of sound. Gene Ontology annotation, molecular function: protein binding. Bases 740 to 3676 code for a protein of 978 amino acids. Gene Ontology annotation, cellular component: cilium; stereocilia ankle link complex; plasma membrane.